Molecule: messenger RNA, 3225 nt
Organism: Truncatella angustata
Lineage: Eukaryota; Fungi; Ascomycota; Sordariomycetes; Amphisphaeriales; Sporocadaceae
Product: glycosyl hydrolases family 2, TIM barrel domain-containing protein
Exons: 5
Coding region: 1-3225 (1074 amino acids)
Biological process (GO): lactose catabolic process
Cellular component (GO): beta-galactosidase complex
Molecular function (GO): carbohydrate binding; beta-galactosidase activity
Source: RefSeq, a predicted model, not a curated record
AUGGCCCCGACUCUUUCCAUAGCCUCCACACCAACUCAGGCAAGACGUUCGGCCGAGUUGGUGAUUCGCUCUCAUGCCAGUCUUCACUUGGACCUGGACGUUGACAGUUUGAACACAGAGGGGAUCGGAUCCAGGUACUCGGGUCGUCAUGGCACAUUACCAAGCCCACCAUUUAUUGCACAGACGGAGGUACAGCCGAGGCACCUCCCAGAAUGGAAUAAUCUGACAGUCAUCCACCGGAAUACGCUACCACCUAGAAGUCAUUUCUUCGUCUACGAUUCAGAAGACAAUGCAUUGAAAGCCAAUCCAGCCAACGCGAGAAGUGUACUUCUAUCGGGUCUAUGGGGCUUCCAUUUUGCUAGUAGCCCUUUCCGUGGCCCUACCAACUUCUAUGAGCCUGGUUUCGAUAAUGCUGAAUGGCCCCUUGUCAAAGUCCCCGGCAUGUGGCAAUGCCAGGGAUUUGGGAAAGGUCCUCAGUACACAAACGUGAACUACCCAUUUCCAGUAAAUCCUCCGAAUGUUCCCUACGACGACAAUGAGUGUGGUCGAUAUGUAAACAAAUUCGCUGUACCUGAUCACCUCAAAGACGGAGCUCAGUGGCGAUUGAGGUUUGAGGGUGUCGAUGCUGCCUUCACUGUCUGGUUGAACGGGGAGAAUGUCGGCUAUUCUCAAGGUUCAAGGAAUCCAAGCGAGUUUGAUGUGACGAAAUACCUCGACCUUGACUCGGAGGAGAACUACCUUGCUGUUGAAGUCUAUCAAAGGUGUGACGGUAGUUAUAUUGAGGAUCAAGACCAAUGGUGGCUCAGUGGCAUCUUUAGAGAUGUGUGGCUUCACUCGUUCCCAUCUACCCGGAUCGAAGAUUUUCACAUUCAACCCUUGCUCGAUGAUAAAUGUCAACAUGCGUCGCUAAUCGUCGACGUUGAUCUUAAUCGGGCAGAUAUUGACAUCAGAGCAAAGCUGAUAGAUGAAGAAGGGAAUGUGAUCUUUGACGAAUUGUCCAAAUCGAAUUCCAGAUCUGUCAAAUUCAAACGACAGAUUGAGUCGCCACACAAGUGGACUGCUGAGACACCCUACCUAUACACCCUCACUCUUUCAGCGGGCGGCUUUCAUGUAUCCCACAAAGUUGGCUUCCGUAGAGCCGAGCUCAUUGACGGUGUGUUCUGUGUUAAUGGAAGUCCCGUGAAGCUACGUGGAGUGAACCGGCACGAGCAUCAUCCUGAUUCGGGAAGAGCCGUUCCUUACAGCUUUCUCAAAGAAGAUCUUCUUCAGAUGAAGUUUUUCAACAUCAAUGCCGUACGAACCUCACAUUAUAUCAACGACACCCGGCUGUAUGAUAUAGCAAAUGAAAUCGGACUUUGGGUUUUAGACGAGGCAGACCUUGAAUGCCACGGGUUUGGCGAAGUGGGAGCGGAUCCGGCGAGCUUCGCUUCUGACAACCCUGACUGGGAAGAAGCCUACGUAGAUCGAGCCAGGCAGAUGGUCAUGAGGGACAAGAACCAUCCAUGCAUCGUCCUGUGGUCAUUAGGCAAUGAAUCCUUUUAUGGCAGGAAUCACCAAGCCAUGUAUGACGAGAUCAAGCGGAUUGACCCAACUCGAUUAAUACACUAUGAGGGGGACCAGGAUGCUAAAACAGCAGACAUCUUCAGUCGUAUGUACACAUCCGUGGAUGACAUGGUAAAAUACGCUCAAGAAGAUGACUGGAAGAAGCCUUUCGUUAUGUGCGAGUUCGCUCAUGCAAUGGGUAACGGACCUGGUGCUGUCAAGGAGUACAUCGAAGCAUUCUACAAAUAUCCUCGGCUGAUGGGAGGGUUCGUAUGGGAGUGGGCUAAUCAUGGCCUAAAAGCCAAGACUGAAGAUGGUCAAGAGUACAUGGCCUAUGGUGGAGACUUUGGCGAUGAUCCAAAUGACUACAACUUCGUUAUGGAUGGGCUUUGUUUCGCAAGCCAUGGCCCUGGCCCAGGAUUAUGGGAGUAUGGAAAAGCCAUAGAACCUGUCCAAGUCCUCGGGCAUCGCAACUUUGAAGUUGAGAUCAUUAACCGUCACGACUUCCUGACGCUGGAUGACAUUGAUUGCUUUGCUGGGGUUGUUAUGGACAGAGAAGAAAUUUCGGGCCGCAGAGUAACGAUCCCAAAAGGGAUCAAGCCCCAUACGAAAGCCAAGAUUGUAAUUCCAGACUUACCGCGGGCUUAUGCUGGAGAAGCAUGGCUUCAACUCGACUUUGUUUUGGCAAAACGGACGAAAUGGGCAUGGCCAGGCCACAUCAUCGGCACCAGUCAAAUAUCCCUUAGCCAGCCCAAUUCUAUUGCGCUUCUAAAGACACUCACAGAUCCAGCCUUGCCAGGAAUGAAACGAAACGAUGAGUCGAUUCAUGUCAGACUCACGAACGGCACCAUUUUCGGUUUCAGCACCGUAGACGGUAACCUGUUUUCACUGUCACAUCUCCGCCGCCCGGACCACAAUCUUAUCACGGAACCAAUCACACUCGACUUCUACCGAGCAUUGACGGAUAACGACCGACCUGGCCACGGCGUGGAAUGGGUCGAACGCCGCCUUCAUCAAACGCGCAAUCACUACAGCAAAGUGACCACGGAAGAAAGCAACGGGGUUCUCAAAAUCAUAGUAGAGGGUCGGGUAGCUCCGCCCGUUCUCGCCUGGAGUGUCAAAACUGUGACCACGUACACUGUUACGGCUGAGUACUGUAGCGUGCACAUCAAAGCUAAACCGCAAGGUCUUCUGCUUCCGAGCACCUUCGCCCGUUUUGGUCUUACCCUAGGUCUAAAAGACUUGAGAAUAGUAGAAUGGUUUGGUCGCGGACCAGGCGAAUCGUAUCGCGAUAAGAAGUGGUCACAACACAUGAACACUCAUGGAGCUACUGUCGAUGGUAUGUUCACGAACUAUGAAUUCCCACAGGACUGCGGCAACCGGACGGAUGUACGCUGGGUUGAGUUCCGUCAGGACUGGGGCGCAGGUGAGCACGGAAGAUUGUUGAGGGCGCGCUUUGGAGAUCAUGAUGGGGCGAGCUUUAGUGCCAUGCACUACACGGCCAAAGACCUUGACGAGGCUAAACAUCCCCACGAGCUCAAGAAGAAGAAGAGAGAAGAUACCAUUGUUAAGUUGGAUUGGUAUCAUCACGGCUUGGGUACAGGGAGCUGUGGACCGGCCACCCUACCGCAGUACCAGUUGAAGACCGAUCAAGAUUUUGACGUCGAGUUGUUACUGGACUAA